Messenger RNA from Peniophora sp. CBMAI 1063, 503 nucleotides. The record is from the annotation of a GenBank genome assembly. Lineage: Eukaryota; Fungi; Basidiomycota; Agaricomycetes; Russulales; Peniophoraceae.
CCGUAGUGUCGUUCUUCCUUAUCAACUUCGACACAUCCGAUUUGAACAUCCGUCCGGAACCCGCCUUCCCAGCCGCCGACCCCAUUGUUACCACUAAGAAUCACUUUGAGUGGUACAACAAGCUCUCCUCUCCCAACUGCAUCCAGUAUAGCCACGUCUACAUCCCGGUCAAGAGGGUUAAAGAUCGCCACUCCACGCGCACUCACUGGACCUUCUAUCUGAUUCAAGACAUCGGCCCCACACCAUAUGCCGGUACCAACAGCAACUGGAUCGUCCUUGACGUCCUUACCCUUAGCACCGGCAAACCGUGUAUCUCCUGGAACACUAUCAUCCGUCCAACCUACGAUCAAGUCGCUGCACACAUCACCCGUGCCCAUAGCCAUCGUCUCCGCCCACUCCCACACGAGUAUUCCGGUAUACGCGCCACGUUCAGUACCUGCUACAGCACCCGCAAGUUUGCGCUCAACCCUCUUCAACGUCUAGACCCGAUCAUCCUCUGUUAA